Messenger RNA from Columba livia (rock pigeon), 2129 nucleotides. Its product is annotated as killer cell lectin-like receptor subfamily B member 1B allele C. The coding region runs from base 1261 to 2004 and encodes 247 amino acids. NCBI's taxonomy places the organism in Eukaryota, Metazoa, Chordata, Aves, Columbiformes, Columbidae. The record is from RefSeq and is a predicted model, not a curated record. The transcript is spliced from 6 exons.
CUCUUUCCCACAGCAGACUCCGUUUUCAGCUUCCCGAAGAAGCCUUGAGAUUCCUUUGAGCCAGACUAAUUCAUCAACAAAGUCUUUAUCUACCAAAACCCCCUCCACAGCUGGCCUCAGCAACAUCUCACUGCCAGGUCUGAUGGUGAGGAACCUGCAGGAGGGUGCUGCAGAACGCUGACAUGUGGCUCUGUGGACUGGGGCCUCAAGCACAGAAUUGUUUUCUUUCUCCUGGGAACACCCCAGCACUCAUCUUACUUUUCUAACAAUUCACCUCUAUCUGCUUUUGCGCCAUGGUGAUGAAGCUUAAGGUGCUGCUGCCGGAUGAGAUGGGUACGGAGAGCCUGGCUGAGGUCCCUGGCCCUUUGCCAGAGUGUGAAGUGGACUCUGUGUGGCACACAUGACCAGGGCAGACCUUGUUGCUAUUUUUCUACUAUUUUUUUUUCUUAAAACAUGGUAACUUUUCAUGGUUGUCUCAUCUGUUCCAGAAGUUGCCGGCUGAAGGCAGCCCUGUUCUUUCCCUUCCCGCCCCCACUUUUGGGACAUUGGAGCACAUGGAGGCAAUCUUCUCUUGUCCCCUCAUGUCUCCUUUUCCCCUCCUUUGUUCAGCAAAGUGGAUUUUUGGUGCUGUUUUCUCCAUGUUUCCCCAUGUUUUACCAUUAAAUCCUGGAAGGAAAUGGGCAGUCUUGCAGUGCACUGAGUGCAGUUGCUUGCCGUUGUCUGGCAGAGGAUGAAAGAAAGGGGGUAGUGGCAGCAGUAACUAAAUAGUGCUUAAUUAGGCUAAUGAAAUAGCUGCCAAUUAGGAGAAGUGGGAAUACAGGGGUUCCUGAUGUGUCCAUCAUUCACCACAUCCACGGCUUGUGCAAUCACAGGCACUGACCUGUCAGUAUGAAAAACUGGUUAACAAGCUCUGCAAAGAUGUACGUAUUUGUUUUUCCUGUCCACUGUGUUGUGGUUUUUUUUUUUUUUAUUUGUGGGGAAAGAAAUAUUUUUCUAAUUUCUCCUUUCCCCUGUAGGGAGCAGCCCUGCACCCUAAUUUUCCUUUCUCUAGAGGAGAAGCACCCUCGUGGCCUUUACCGGGUGUUGGGGCUGCUCUCCCUGGCAACUUUGGGGCAGUUUAGCUGCAAUAGUGGCAGGAAGCUCUGGCCCUGCUGACAGUUCACACCUUGACAGCAAAAGCCCUGCGUGGUCAUCAGUGGUUUGGUUUCCUGUCCCCUCCUCCAUGUCCCCAGCCCUGUGCCUUCCUGAUUCUUCCGUGACAUGGAGGACGAGGACGGUUACAUGGUCUUAGAUCAAAGGAGGAAGUGGGGCGCUGCAGGGAGCUCAGGUCCCCUCCAGGAUGCAGGAUGUGGCCUGCCAGAGCCCCGGGAGGGUUUUGCCGCACAGUGGACGCGUGUCCCUGCACCAGACACCCGACGUCCCCACUGUCUCCUCAGGGCCCUGACAGCCGCCCUGUCCCUGUCCCUCAUUGGCUGUGUGUCUUGGCUGGUGGCAGAGAGGGGACAACCUGAGGGGACUGUGGGAUGCAUAAACACGUCAUGGAGACACAGUUGUGGUGAUCAGCACGGUGUCUGCCUGGAGCUGAGGAAGAGCCUGUGCCCCCUGCAAGAGGGUGAGGGGUGCAAGAUCUGCCCCUCGGGCUGGACGCUGCACAGGACCAAAUGCUACUGGACUGCUGAUGAGACCAGCUCUUGGAGCGAGAGCCAGGAGGACUGUGUGAAACGGGGGGCUGAGCUGCUGAUGCCGGGAGACCAGGAUGAGUUGGAUUUCCUAAAUAAAAUCCUUCAGAAUCCCACCCGCUACUUCUGGAUUGGCCUCUUCAUGCCCUCCGCUGGGAAGGGCUGGGUUUGGCUGAAUGGCUCCCACCUGGACCAGAGCCGGUUCCAGCUGAGCCCCCAGGAUGGAGGCAGAAGAUGUGGGGUGCUGAGAGGAGACAGGAUCAUCUCUGAUAACUGCAACUGGGCCUGUCAGUGGGUCUGCCAGAAAAGAGUCACCCAGCUCUGAGCCGGGGGCCACAAAAUGGGUCAACAGAGGGACAGAUGCCUGGGGACGGGCCAGGAUCAGGCCCUCAGUGGGGGAAUGUGGGAACCACUGCUGACAUUGUGCAAUGACCGUCUGCAUAAAUGAAU